This is a messenger RNA of Paramecium sonneborni, 873 nucleotides long. NCBI's taxonomy places the organism in Eukaryota, Ciliophora, Oligohymenophorea, Peniculida, Parameciidae. The record is from the annotation of a GenBank genome assembly.
AUGAGUGAAACAAAGGUCUGUUAAUGCUGGUAAAUAUUUGAGUUAUAAUUGAGUUUGGAAGAAGUCUUGAGUUCAAAUUAUUUACUUCAUUCUCUCUAUUGUGAGAGAAACAUUGUGAAAUGUGAAAUUUGCGAUAAGAGAAUGGAUAUGAUUGAAAAAGAUAGUCAUAUGGAGACACAUUAGAAAGUAGAAUUGUGUAUAUGAUUUAGACUGACUGUCCAUAUUGUUAAUAAAAGUUUGAAUAGGGAUUAUUAGAAAUGCAUAAGAAAAAUUGUUCAAAUAAACCAGAGAAGUGUGGUUUUUGUGAUUUGAUGAUAAAUAUGAGAGAAAUACCAAAACAUUAAGCAAAUUGUGGUUCUAGAACAGAAUAAUGUUAAAUUUGUAAAAAGCAUAUAUAAAAAAGAGGUAAAUAUAUAAGUAAAUGUAUUUAGAGAUGAAUUUUCACCUAAGCAUUUGUGAAACAGAAGAUAAAUAAUAAUCUCCAAAGCGUAAUAGAUUAAAACGUAAUACAAAUGAUAAUACAUUUAAAUUAUCAUCUGAUGAUGAUGCAUCUGUUUAAGAGAUAAAGUAAUUACCUAGAAGAAAACCACAGAAAUAGAUAAAAUAGUAAUCAAAAUAAAAAGAAUAAGUCUUAAAGAAAUAUGAUGAAGAUGAUGAUGAAGAUUUCUAAAAGGCUUUGUAAAUGAGUCUGAAUUAAAAAUGAAUUAAUAAAACUCAAGUUUUUGUGUACGUUUUAGAUCAAUAAAACAACAUCGACAUCUGUCUCAUCCUAUUCAUUAAACUCCGAAACCAUAAUUAUGGCGAAGUUUUAGCCUACCUAAAUUCUUUUCUUUCUCUUCAGUGAAAAAAUUAUCCAAAUUACCCAAAUUACCC